UGAGACGGGUUGAUAAUGGCGAAGCCCAAAGGCUAACCGCCUGCGGCGACAUGUCAAUGAUGAGAAGACUGUCUGUCUUUCCGUUUGACUUCGUCUGUCUGCACGAGGGGCGGCGAGGCGCGGGCAGUCGUAACGGAAGCCGGCGCUGCACGUUCACGCGGAGCUCCUGGCUGAGACCAUUCGCACGAGGAGAAGAAAGCAGAGGAACUCUGACAGCCAAGCGAGCUCCACUCCCCCACCCGCUGUAAACCCACCGAAUCUCCAGCAACGAUGCGCCCGCCUCGCAGCUUUCCAAAGCUUCUGGAGAAUUAUCUUCACUGCAUGUGACUUUUUAUUGUGUGGAUAAUUUCGGAUGGACCUCGAUGAAUUUGGUGACCUAGCUUAAAGUAAAAAAAAAAAGAAGAAAUAAUAAUUAAAAAAGCUGUUGUGCUUGUUGUUACUUCUGAAAUACACAAUACUUUUUUUAUCGAGUCAUGUCUUACCCAGAGCGAUGGGCAAGAUCGAUGACAACGAGAGGAUAAUCCUCAACGUUGGGGGAACGAGGCACGAAACGUAUCGCACCACGCUGAAGACCCUGCCGGGCACACGACUGGCUCUCCUCGCCUCCGAGGCAGACACGGAGUCGGUGCUGGAUCAGCUGCAACAAGUCCCCGGGUUCAUCGAGUACAACCCGAAGAACAACGAGUACUUUUUCGACCGCCACCCGGGCGUUUUCGCCUAUGUCCUCAACUACUACAGAACCGGGAAACUUCACUGCCCGGCAGAUGUCUGCGGUCCUCUGUUCGAGGAAGAGUUGUCUUUCUGGGGCAUCGAUGAGACGGACGUGGAGCCCUGCUGCUGGAUGACCUACCGGCAGCACAGAGACGCCGAGGAGGCUCUCGAUGUGUUUGACAUAAACGUGGACAACGGAGAGGGCGACGAGGACGAGAUCGGUAAAAGGCUCGGCAUAGAGGACGUGGUGUCAGCUGACGGCAGUAUCAGCCGUUGGAAAAAGUGGCAGCCAGUGAUUUGGAAUCUAUUUGAAGAUCCCUAUUCAUCCCGAGCCGCACGGUUUGUGGCCUUCGCGUCGCUGUUCUUCAUCCUGGUGUCCAUCACCACCUUCUGCCUGGAGACGCACGAGGCCUUCAACACCAUCAUCAACAAGACGGAGCCGGUGCACAACGCCAGCCUGCCGCCCCCCGAGCUGCACUACGAGAUCGAGACGGACCCCGCGCUCACCUACGUGGAGGGCGUCUGCGUCUUCUGGUUCACCAUCGAGUUCCUGGUGCGCGUCACCUUCAGCCCCGACAAGCUGGAGUUCGUGAAGAGCGUGCUGAACAUCAUCGACUUCGUGGCCAUCCUGCCCUUCUACCUGGAGGUGGGGCUGAGCGGCCUGUCCUCCAAGGCCGCCAAGGACGUGCUGGGCUUCCUGCGCGUGGUGCGCUUCGUCCGCAUCCUGCGCAUCUUCAAGCUGACCCGGCACUUCGUGGGCCUCCGCGUCCUGGGCCACACGCUGCGCGCCAGCACCAACGAGUUCUUCCUCCUCAUCAUCUUCCUCGCCCUGGGCGUGCUGAUCUUCGCCACCAUGAUCUACUACGCCGAGCGCAUCGGCGCCAGCCCCACCGACCCCACCGCCAGCCACCACACGCAGUUCAAGAACAUCCCCAUCGGGUUCUGGUGGGCCGUGGUCACCAUGACCACCCUGGGCUACGGGGACAUGUACCCGCGGACCUGGUCGGGCAUGCUGGUGGGCGCCCUCUGCGCCCUGGCGGGGGUCCUGACCAUCGCCAUGCCCGUGCCCGUCAUCGUCAACAACUUCGGGAUGUACUACUCGCUGGCCAUGGCCAAGCAGAAGCUGCCCAAGAAGAGGAAGAAGCACAUCCCCCAGGGGCCCCUGGCCGGCUCCCCCUCGCUCUGCAAGCCCGAGGUCAACGCCGCCUGCAACAGCAGCCCCGGGGAGCCCUGCCUCAGCCCCGCAGGGCUACCCAUGGAGCACCACCGCUCAGUGCUGUCGGCCGACUGCGCAGGAAGUGACCUCACCAGCUCGCCCGAGGAGCGCCUUCCCAUGCGGCGCUCCAGCACCCGCGACAGGAACCAGAGGGGCGGAGCCACCUGCUUCCUGCUGGCGGCCAGCGACUACAGCUGCCCCGCCGACGGGGGCAUCCGGAAAUCAGAGAACUGCAAAGAGGUUGUGUUUACGGGUUACACACAAGCAGACAGCAGCGCUCUGUCUUAAAGACCGGGGGGGGGGAGGCCCAGAAGAGGACGAAAAGGUAACUCUGUCGUUCCGACUCUCCAUCUCCACACACGCCCUGCCAUGCUC
This is a messenger RNA of Conger conger (European conger), 2302 nucleotides long. RefSeq names its product potassium voltage-gated channel subfamily C member 2-like. The transcript is spliced from 4 exons. Lineage: Eukaryota; Metazoa; Chordata; Actinopteri; Anguilliformes; Congridae. Gene Ontology annotation, cellular component: neuronal cell body membrane; voltage-gated potassium channel complex; axon. The coding region runs from base 491 to 2215 and encodes 574 amino acids. The record is from RefSeq and is a predicted model, not a curated record. Gene Ontology annotation, biological process: protein homooligomerization; potassium ion transmembrane transport. Gene Ontology annotation, molecular function: delayed rectifier potassium channel activity; protein binding.